UGCAAUUUUGAUAUGUAUUCCAUCCCCUUCUCUUUUAAUCUCUGCUCUUUUAAGGUUAUGUGAAUCUCUGGAAUGUCCUCAGUGGAGGGAAGCUUGUGAUCAGCUUCAAAGCUGUGAGAUACACUGUUUUAUCUCCAUCAACUAUGCGUUUUACGUGCCUGGCUUUUCCUUUUCAAUAUAAAAGAUGUUGAUUAUCUCCCUUUUUCCCCCCAGUAUUUUAAGAUCUUUCAAAGUCUAUUUUUUAACGAUAAUUACUGUGAACUAAAAAUUUCACGUCAUCCAUGAAGUGUAUCCUCUGCAUAAGCUCAUGAGUGAGUUGAGCUCGUAGUUUCAGUGUAAUUUUGGACUGAAAUUUUCUAUAAUUUCAAUGGUUGUAAAAGAUUAGGUGGCUUUAAAGACCAUAGUGGAGACAUGUGUGGGGUUAAGUAAAAGUGUGUUUUUGUUGCUAAAAAAAAUUGUAUUUAUUUUUGUUGUUGACAUUAUUUUCUCCUUUUUUUGUACUUUUGCAGAAGAUAAUAAAGCUGGCCAAAUCAGACGAGAACAUGCUGCUGUACGCCGCUGACAGAAUAGGUUAUGUAUUUGUUUUCAGCAUGAGCAAGUUCGACCUUGAUCAAAACUCACCCAGAGGUUAGCCUCACUGUUCUCCUUCUUUAAUUGGGUCUGCAGUGAAACAACAAAGAAAGGUUGUUCAUAAGGAUUUUCUCAAAACGUAUCUCGCUGUCUCUUUUUUUUAAAUUAUUCUUUCAGCUGAGAUGUUCUGGCGUGCUCACGCCAGCAAAAUAACCAGCCUGCAGAUUGUUGACAGUGAUCAAGUGGUGCUUACCUCAUCCACCGACCACACUGUACGCCUUUGGAGUGCAUACGGAGAGUGUAUCGGGACCUUUGGGCAGCCAGAGAUCUGGAACAUCCAUGUCUCCUCAUCCUGGAUGCAUCCUACUGAUCCAUAUGAAGUUCUGAUAGAUCCUCUCAGUAUGCCAAAUCAUGGCACGCUGAAUGGAAAACCACGUCAACCCAAACCCAUCACCCGUGACAAGACUGAGCCUGAUAGAGGGGAACUAAAGAAAACCAAGAACUGAAAAAUAAACCCAGCAAGGAAAUCCCAGAAAUCUGCAGUUCCUCCAUUGGCCACUUGAGGCUUGGACACAAGCCAUCCAGAUAGUUACAACUAAAACUCAUUUUGUUGUUUAAAUUACAGCUAUAAUCGUUCAUUAGGUGACAAGAAAAUGGUGCCCCAAAAAAUUAACUGAAAAUGUAGCAUGGCAGUAUAACCAUCACUACAAUACUGAAUUUUUAAAAACUGUUUUUGAAAACAUCUGUAACUUUAAUUUAAAAUAAGAUUUUAAAAAUGCAUUUUGGUUGACAUUUGUGUGCCACAGAAACUUUAUUUAGACACCAACUUUCUUCUUAUUUAAUAUGUUUAAUUUUUUAUGUGACAACUCAUGCAACAAAUUUGGGACUGAAGGUAGACUCUGAAGGUAGACUCCACAAACAAAUCAGGUUUGAAACGAUGAUCCAAACUUUUAUUACCACAGAGAAGUAUUACUGUAAUUCCCUAUAAAUGGGGCUUAUUACCUCGGCCAUUGGUCAAAAUGCGGCUGCACAUCUCUUAACUAGAAAGUGGAAUUAAGAUCACAUCUCCCCUAUUUUAGCCUCAUUACAUUGGUCGUCUGUUCAUUUCGGCACAGAUUUGGAAAUUAUUUUAUUUGUUUCUUGUAUUUGGCAUGUAAGACACAGUAAAGAAGUUCCUUAAUCUCACCACAUUUUAAUUUAUUCUGCUUGAUUAAAUGUUUGUGAUGCGUUUUGUCUUAACAAUGUAACUUUGUUAGCAUUUCUUUGCACACUCACUCGUUUUUAUGCCUCUCUGCCACUGCAAAGCACUUUGGGUCUCUGUGGACAUUUCAAGUGCUUUAUAAGUAAAGUUUAUUAUUUUGUUAAAACUUAGACCUACUAACCCCAACAGAAAUUUCAGCAGGCCAAACGUUGGCAAUGCUGGUUAAUGCCAAAAGGUACAAAAGAAUAAAACAACAAACUAACAAAUAUCAAAUAGAAAAUCAAAUGAGCAGACCACUUAUUUAGUAAUAUCUUCUAAAAAGAUAAUUCAAGUAAUUGUAAGUGCUCACAAACACGCACAGAAAAAGCAUGUUUUAGAGAUUGCAUUGACUUCUUCAGUCAGAAAUCCUAUUUGACUAAAGAUUUCAAGAUUUAAGGAAAAUAACUUGAAAAUCCUAAUUUAAUAUACGUUUACCUGCAUCAAAGAUGAAUUUGAACGUCCUAUGCAGUGCUUUAGUCUGAAAAAUGCAGAAACUUCAUAUCUUAGUGAACCGCUUUUUUUAAUAAAACGUGGGUGAAACAGGGGGCUCGGUCAUUGUCGAGGUUGGCUGUUUUUAGAUGCUGUCAGCAGAACUAGCA
Oryzias latipes (Japanese medaka) is the source of this 2409-nucleotide messenger RNA. NCBI's taxonomy places the organism in Eukaryota, Metazoa, Chordata, Actinopteri, Beloniformes, Adrianichthyidae. The record is from RefSeq and is a predicted model, not a curated record.